This is a messenger RNA of Ipomoea triloba (trilobed morning glory), 1988 nucleotides long. Its product is annotated as probable protein phosphatase 2C 76. The record is from RefSeq and is a predicted model, not a curated record. Gene Ontology annotation, cellular component: cytosol; nucleus. Gene Ontology annotation, molecular function: cation binding; protein serine/threonine phosphatase activity. Lineage: Eukaryota; Viridiplantae; Streptophyta; Magnoliopsida; Solanales; Convolvulaceae. Gene Ontology annotation, biological process: protein dephosphorylation. Bases 485 to 1603 code for a protein of 372 amino acids. The transcript is spliced from 9 exons.
CUCUCUCUCUCUCUCUCUCUUUCUCUAUCUCUCUAUCGCUCUCUUUCGCCGCUUCACAACAGCGACACACAUUCCAUCCUUGGCUCCUUCCGUCUUCCAUUUUUAUCUGCGAUCGCCGCGCCGGAUUUGCAUUUCUAGGGUUUCGGAGCUCUCUGCGACGAUCUUCUUUUCGUUUUUGGUUUUCUGUGCUUUUUGUGUUUGGUUGAUGAUUGUGGAGAGUUUGAGCUGAUCAGUGUAUCGGAUUCGGAUAUUCUGCGAUCUUCCGAUUACUGUUCAGCUCAACCUGCUGCAUGUUGCGGGGAUCGAUCUGAGGUUUUCCGAUAUGUGUAGUUUGUUAUGAUUGUUUAAAACCGUUUUUGAUUUUUGAAUUGCUAAUCAUGGACUCGGAUCUGCUUUUCGGUCUGUGUACUCGAGGUUCAAGGAGUCGACUCCUUUGAGAAGUCUGAGUCAUGGCUUUCACUUAUAGCUGAUGUAAUUGAUUUAGAUGGUAUGCACUAGUUGCUUGGGAUCUGUGGUUGUUGAAGCUGGACAAUUUGGGAUUUUUCAAGCUCCACGGAUUGUGAGAUAUGCAGUGGGAAGGCAGUUUAAUAACUUUGUUCCAAAUUUGAUUGCAACUAGAAACAUAAGCUAUAAUAUUUGGGAUUGUAGAGUUACAACAAGAAGAAAGAUGAUGGCAGAUACUAGUUCAAUGGCUAAACAAGGACCAGUUCUUGAUGUUAAACCUGAGAAGGAUGAUGACGGUGGCUAUGCCAGUGGAGGAUGGAAGAGUGAAGAUGGAAGGUUGAGUUGUGGUUAUUCUAGCUUCAGAGGAAAGAGAGCAAGCAUGGAGGAUUUUUAUGAUAUUAAGACUUCCAAGAUUGAUGGAAAGACAAUUUGUUUAUUUGGGAUAUUUGAUGGCCAUGGGGGUUCACGUGCAGCAGAGUAUUUAAAGCAAAAUCUCUUUGAGAAUCUGAUGAAGCAUCCAGAGUUCGUAACAAACACUAAACAUGCUAUAAGUGAAACAUAUCAACAGACUGAUAGGGAUUUUUUGGAGUCUGAAAAAGAUUCUCUCCGUGAUGAUGGUUCUACUGCAUCAACAGCAGUUCUGGUUGGGAAUCAUCUAUACGCUGCCAACGUUGGCGAUUCAAGAACCAUUGUGUCAAAAAAAGGAAAAGCAAUUCCUCUCUCUCAGGAUCAUAAACCAAAUAGAAGUGAUGAGAGAAAGAGGAUUGAAAAUGCUGGAGGUGUUAUUAUGUGGGCAGGCACUUGGAGAGUUGGAGGAGUCUUGGCAAUGUCCCGUGCCUUUGGUAAUCGUAUGCUGAAGCAAUAUGUUGUGGCUGAACCUGAGAUUCAGGAAGAAGUCAUUGAUGAAGAAUUAGAAUUGCUUGUCCUGGCUAGUGAUGGACUCUGGGAUGUAGUACCCAAUGAGGAUGCCGUUUCACUAGCAGAGUCGGAAGAAUCACCCGAAGCAGCUGCGAGGAAGCUGACGGAGACUGCUUUUACCCGUGGCAGUGCUGACAAUAUCACCUGCAUCGUGGUGAAGUUCCAUCACAAGAAGACGGAGCCUGAGGUAAGCCAACAGGAAGCAAAGAACUUGUCAACUUCACCUGCACAUAAUUUUUAAAUUAUGUAGGCAUCUCGUGCAAAGUGCUAGCUUAGCUCGAUGCACCAGCAGCUGGUUUCAACUCAAUGGAGGCAGCCAUGCUGCAGUUAUUUGUUUAUUCAUUUUUCCUUUUCUCUUUAUAAUUUAAUGUUCUUGUUUUCCUGUGUAUUUGGACCUGGUGUAUCUGCUUGUGAUGGUUUGUGUUUCUCCCCUUCUGUAGAGUUAAUAUCUGAUUAGUUAAAACAUAACCAGCGGGAUGUAGUUUAAUAAAGGUGUUCGGUAAAAGUUCAUUAAUCUGAUUAUUGAUAUUAGACCAAGUCAAGUAUGCCUUUACCCUGCCCUGCAUGUGAUGACUUAUCUAUGUAUGACCAAAACUAUUAUCAUUAUUGUUGCUGCUGCUGUUGUA